Messenger RNA from Gasterosteus aculeatus aculeatus (three-spined stickleback), 1766 nucleotides. RefSeq names its product eukaryotic translation initiation factor 2, subunit 3 gamma (gene eif2s3). Gene Ontology annotation, biological process: formation of translation preinitiation complex. Gene Ontology annotation, molecular function: tRNA binding; GTP binding; GTPase activity. Lineage: Eukaryota; Metazoa; Chordata; Actinopteri; Perciformes; Gasterosteidae. Gene Ontology annotation, cellular component: cytosol; eukaryotic translation initiation factor 2 complex. The record is from RefSeq and is a predicted model, not a curated record.
CAGUUUUCGGCGUUGAUCAGGCGUUCGCCUGAGCCGCCUCAUCCAUUCCCUUUUCAUUCAAGAUGGCGGGUGACGAGUCUGGUACAACGCUUGGUCAGCCUCAUCUGGCCAGACAAGACCUUAAUUCUCUCGAUGUUUCCACUCUGACGCCUCUCUCCCAGGAGAUCAUCAGCCGACAGGCCACCAUCAACAUCGGCACCAUCGGCCACGUGGCCCACGGGAAGUCCACGGUGGUGAAGGCCAUCUCCGGCGUGCACACGGUGCGGUUCAAGAACGAGUUGGAAAGGAACAUCACCAUCAAGCUAGGAUAUGCCAACGCUAAGGUCUACAAGCUGGACGACCCCAGCUGUCCCAGGCCAGAGUGCUACAGGUCGUGUGGCAGCAGCACUCCGGACGAGUUUCAGUCCGACAUCCCCGGAACCAAAGGCAACUUCAAGCUGGUCAGACACGUGUCCUUCGUCGACUGUCCCGGUCACGACAUCCUGAUGGCGACCAUGUUGAACGGAGCCGCCGUGAUGGAUGCCGCCCUCCUGCUCAUUGCCGGUAACGAGUCGUGUCCUCAGCCCCAGACGUCGGAGCACCUGGCGGCCAUCGAGAUCAUGAAGCUGAAGCACAUCCUGAUCCUGCAGAACAAGAUCGACCUGGUGAAGGAGAGCCAGGCCAAGGAGCAGUACGAGCAGAUCCUCGCCUUCGUGCAGGGCACGGUGGCGGAGGGCGCCCCCAUCAUUCCCAUCUCUGCACAGCUGAAGUACAACAUCGAGGUGGUUUGCGAGUACAUCGUCAAAAUGAUCCCGGUGCCCAUCAGAGACUUCAUCUCCGAGCCCCGGCUCAUCGUCAUCAGGUCCUUCGACGUGAACAAGCCGGGCUGUGAAGUCGAUGACUUGAAAGGAGGCGUGGCCGGAGGAAGCAUCCUAAAGGGAGUCCUCAAGGUGGGCCAGGAGAUCGAGGUGCGACCAGGCAUCGUGUCCAAAGACCACGAGGGGAAGCUGAUGUGCAAACCCAUCUUCUCCAAGAUCGUCUCCUUGUUCGCCGAGCACAACGACCUCCAGUACGCCGCGCCCGGAGGCCUGAUCGGUGUGGGCACCAAGAUCGACCCCACGCUGUGCCGGGCGGACCGUAUGGUCGGUCAGGUGCUGGGCGCCGUCGGUGCGCUGCCGGAGAUCUUCACCGAGCUUGAGAUCUCCUACUUCCUGCUCCGAAGGCUGCUGGGAGUCCGCACCGAGGGGGACAAAAAGGCCGCCAAGGUCCAGAAGCUGUCGAAGAACGAAGUGCUGAUGGUGAACAUCGGCUCGCUGUCGACGGGCGGCCGCGUCAGCGCCGUGAAGGCCGACCUCGCCAAGAUCGUCCUCACCAACCCCGUCUGCACCGAGGUCGGGGAGAAGAUCGCUCUGAGUCGACGUGUGGAGAAACAUUGGCGUCUGAUUGGAUGGGGGCAGAUCAGGAGGGGCGUGACCAUCACACCCACAGUGGACGACGACUGAGGAGGAAGCAGCUGACGUCUCAAACAUCACACUCUUCUUCAUUGCUCUUGUUUUGGGUUGUUUCCUGACAGAGGGAGGGAGGGAACAGGACACAUCAGUGUUUUAAAGCUUGUUUCUCCAUUUGCUCCUCUUCCUCGGCAGCAACACUGGGAGGUCGAGUUCAGCCUUUCUACUUGGGUGGUUUUACUUUUUUGUUUCUGCAGAAGAAGAUCGGGGAGGAGGAGGAGUUCCAUUCAGUACAUAAAUAAUUUCAGUAAAAUCUAAUAAAAUGCAUUUGGAAGAAAA